AUGGUGAAGUGCAAGAAGUACGUGAAGAAUGCUGUAGCAGGAACGGUGGGUGUCCAUGUGAGCGAGCAUAGGGGCGAACCUGCGCGAUGUGCGCCACCCCCGCUAUUCCAGGAUUACGGAGAGACUGGCUAUAUAACGGUAGGGACGGCGUCGCGACGCUUUGUGAGCGUUGCAUGCACGAGAGCUGCCUGCUAUACAACCACAACUACACAACCACCCCUUGAAGCGAAUUCUACUGUAGCCAAACCGGGGAUUCCUGCUUUGGUCCAUACUUGGUGCAUCAGUUCAUUCCUACCUUUGGUUUUCCAUCGAGAGACGAUCCUUUCGAAGAAGAUGGCCAAAGUUCCCAUCGUACUUCUACUCGCCGUGUUCAUCAUAAGGGCGCAUUGCCAGGAGUACAUGGAUCUGGAUGAGAUCUUCGCGAGGAUCUUUUGCCCGGAGAAGGCUACGACUAUGCAAGCUCAGGCGUUGCGUCACGAUAUAAUUGGGAAGAUUGCUUCUAAAUUAGCGCGAGAGGGGAUUAACGAAGAUGAAGAUUUGGUGAGGAAAGUGGAUGAGAUGAAUAAGAAGAAGGAGUCCUACGAUGAUGACUACUAUCGCAUGGCUGCAUUUGGGAAACGCAAUUUGGCUGCUUUGGCUCGUGCUGGAUACAUCAGGACUCUUCCGGAUGAGGAUAAUGGCAAACGCAGCAUCGCUAAUUUGGCUAAGAACGGUCAACUUCCCAAUUACCAAAAUGAUGCCGAGAAACGCGGUAUAGAGUCUUUGGCUAGGAACGGGGAGUUGCAUAACAAACGCGAAAUCGAAGAUCUGAUCGAUGAGCUUUACGAGAAGAGGAAUAUUGCUAAUUUGGCUCGAAGCUACAGUUUUCCUUACGGAAAACGGUAUAUUGGGUCAUUGGCCAGAUCUGGGGAAUUGAAUAGGUUCCACAAUGAUAAGAGGAACGUCGCGUCUUUGGCUCGUGGUGGAAAUCUGCUUUACGGAAAGAGGAACGUCGCUGCUUUAUUGAGGCAGGAUAAGAUCCACGGUCCGAACGACAGGAGCUACGAUGACAUGAUGAAGUCCGAUGCGGAACGGGACUCUGGUAAUGGGGAUAAGAGGAACUUGGCUUCGAUCAAAGCAGGCUACAAGCAACCCUUCAAGAGGUCCGUCGAAACCCGCAAGAAGCGUCAAGCGGAUUACUACGAAAUCAACGAUGAGUACGCAUCUCCGGUACUUCAGAACCAGAACGUCUUUGAGUACGAAGAGCUCAUCAAGGCUUUAACCGGCGAAUAUCCCAACACCGACAAGAGAUUUUUGGGGUCGGUGGCGAAAAGCGGUUGGUUUAGACCUUCAGCUUCUUCGCGCUUCACCAGCAGAAUCGAUAAGAGGCACAUCGGCUCUUUGGCCAGACUCGGCUGGCUGCCUUCUUUUAGAAGCGUACGGAGAUUCAAUCGCUCCGGAAGAUCUAGCAAUGAGUGCUACAGGGAGGCUUCCGCAGAUGGGCAAACCAAAGAGUACGCCUUCCCCGAAGACAAACUACCAGUAGACGACAAACGCUUCCUGUUGCAGCCGGCCGUAGACAGGAUCCUUCUCCAGAGAGUCCUGAUGCAACCGCGCAACCACUAAACGGAUCUCAUUAAAACCGAACUUAUCCUGAUUUAACGUAACAAAAUUCAUAUCUUUUUCGAAACCGCAACCAUAUCAAAAUGAAAAGAAAUAUAAAAAUAUCAACAAUUUAGAACUUAUUUACAAAAAAAAAACAACAAAAAUAUCGUAAAUCCAGGGAAAUUCUUAAUCUAUUCUGUUACGAAUCAAUCAAGAAUAUCAUUUCAAGACAUAAUCGUAAGAUAUCCUAGGAAUUAAGUAUAGCAGAUAUAGGGCCAAUGAUAAAUCGUGUAUCCCCUUUUCCCCAAAUAAUGAAGACAAAAAAAAAGAAUAUUAUAA
Messenger RNA from Nicrophorus vespilloides, 1923 nucleotides. RefSeq lists its product as uncharacterized. The record is from RefSeq and is a predicted model, not a curated record. Lineage: Eukaryota; Metazoa; Arthropoda; Insecta; Coleoptera; Silphidae. The transcript has 5 exons. Bases 1 to 1605 code for a protein of 534 amino acids.